This is a messenger RNA of Aspergillus caelatus, 3147 nucleotides long. RefSeq lists its product as uncharacterized. The coding region runs from base 1 to 3147 and encodes 1048 amino acids. The record is from RefSeq and is a predicted model, not a curated record. The transcript has 6 exons. Lineage: Eukaryota; Fungi; Ascomycota; Eurotiomycetes; Eurotiales; Aspergillaceae.
AUGGCCGAUUCCCCCGAUUCAAGCACAGCCGGUAUCCUCACUCUCACAAAGCUGGCAUGGGAUCUUUACCAUAACUGCUAUCUUAUCACUAGUGACGCCCCCGAAGUUUUCAAGCAGCUCGUAAAUGAACUAGCCUCACUGCAAGGUGUUCUUCGAGCUCUCCGAGAUGACGUAAAUUCUAACGCAUCCUUCUUCGAUGAUCUAGAGGAGGGUCGCAGAAAUACUUUACAGCGAUGUUUGAACGCCUGCUUCAGUACUUUACAGCAACUGAAGGAGCUGAUUGCCCAGUACAGGAAUCUGGGGGUGGGUGAUAGUAAACAAUUCUGGCAAAGAGUCAAAUGGGUCGCACAACGAGGACAGAUAGAUGAUUUGAAAUCUAGGAUCAUGGUCCAUACCUGCAACCUUAGCUUAUGUAUGAGCUCGAUUGGCAAUUCAACUUUGGCAAGAAUUGAGAGAUCGAUGACGGAUGCCUUAGAACAGAAAAGCUUCCCGUCAACCCCGGAAACGGUGUCGCGUGGGCAGCGUGUGUUGAGGACACCACCAAUACCGGGAGAUGGUGAUUUUCAGCUUGAUGAGUCACUACGUAUUGAGCCACUGCGUGUUAGCCCAAAAAGUGCCCCUAUGAGAGCAAAUAGCCUGCCGACGGCUGAGACCCAUGGUCGUAUCUCUGCUUCCGAGUCGAUUCCUUCUGGCGGGUCUGAGUGGUCAGCAACCACAGCGAACAUUACUUCACCGUCCAUUAAUGACCAAGUGAAGCGUUCCAUGUCCCAUAAUUAUGUGGUCAGACGUACUGGUUCAUGUACACCAGAGUCGAGGCAUUUGAGAAUGUCAAGCUCUGAGAGUGCGCAACUUGGCAUCCACCCAGCAUUGCGAGAAGAGCCCUUUUUCGAUGAUCGCGCCGAGUCCCCAGGAUCUGAUCUGGAUAAUACGGCCGUUACAAGUGCUGUCGCAACUGCCAUGCAGCAGCUUCAGCAGGUACAAAUCAGAGACAGUAUCCUUCGACCAUUGCGGUAUGAACCGCGCAAUAAGCUCCACCGACCUGAUCCCCAGCUUAUGAGAAGUUUUGACACCCUGGUGCAAGACGAGUUGAGGAUUAAGCGCCUAAACACAAGUGAUUGGCUACGAGUCGCAGUGUGGUGGCUAUUGAAGGCUCGAGCAACUCUUGCCAGUUCAGAUAGGCCGAGUCUUGUCGGCCCUCGAGGUAGUGUGACUCCACCAACAGGGUCCUGGGCCCCAGGCGAUCAAGCCUAUGUCGAUCUCCUCAAAGCAUCAUAUAUCUUAUACGACAUUGUUUUGGCUGAUGCAAGCUCGCACACCAUUCUGACCCAUGAAAACAGGAAGCUGAUCUCCGAUUUAUCGGAGGGCAUCAAAGACGAGUUCGCGCACUUCAUCUCACUGGACGUCCCCGAAUACUCUAUCAUACAGUCUCAAAAUAUCGAUAUAUGGGAACCAUUGCAGCCAGAAGAAGCAGCUGAGAAGGGCAGUGACUCAAUAAUCGGUCUGAACAAUGUGCGCUGGGCUACCGUUGACCUAGAAGACGCGGGAGAUGAAGAAGAAAGGGUUUUCUAUCGGACGUUCGUGAACGCUGGUAUCGGUAGCAAAAGACUCCGUAUGCGAACAAAAGGCGCCCCGUAUAUGCUCCUUUUGUCUGCAAGGGAAGGGGAAAGUGAGCCUAAGAUAACGAUAUGCAACCAAAGCGGCACGCUUUGCCUGCAGCGGGACCUUCUACCCGAAGAUCUGGCCCAAAUGAUACGAAUUUGGCAAGCAACUGUCUCUGGUUAUCCUGGCAUGAAGAUUUCGGAACCUAUCGUGCUACAGUUCGAUACUAAGAGUGUAUCAGUCUCUUUCCAACAUGCGUAUGACUUGCAGUAUUUCAUAAACCUGCCAAAGGCUUACUUUGACGCCGUAUGGCAGCGAGAACCAGUGGACUCCGAUCAGUUUUCUGAGAUCGUCUUAUUUAAAAGCUCAGUCGAGAAGUUUGAGCAGCUGAAGGCGCCCACGAUGAGACCCAUGAAUCCCCCAGUAAUCCACAAAUCAUGCGAAGUGCGCAUUCUGGAGAGGUCAUAUGGAGAGGCAUGGCAGUCUGUCCGACGCAUGGUAAUUAGCUCUUGGGUAGCUGAGCAAGCACCGAGAUGCAUUGAGUUAUUUAUGCCCAUGAGCCGUGUCCAAGUCUGCCGCGGUACGGACUCUGGACAGAUCUUGGUAAAAUGGUCAGACACAUGCCAAGAAAGGUCAAGCAAAACUGAUGGUAAUUACCAUCCUUUGUAUUCCUACAUGUACGAUGACAAUAGCCCUAAUAUUGGGCUCGGACUGCAUUUCCGGUCCCAAAAGCAGGUGGAAGAUUUUGAAAAGGCCAUUCUUAGCAUGUGCUCUCAAUCAAGCUUUUCCUGGGAUCAGCCUAGCAGCUCUGGCUACGUCUAUGACGUUGUAGAUCCCUCUGGGGACCAAAAGCAGUACAAGGCCAUUCUGCUCAUCCAAUCUCGUUUGACCUGGAAAUACUGCAGCCUCUACUAUAUCUACCGGGAUACAGAUUAUGCCUAUGACCACAGAAUGCUACGUGUCCGGUUUCCCCGCCUAUUCUACACCGAUUAUAUUUCGUCGCAUGUGGACCGGUUGUACCCAGCCGACCGUCCAGUAUCAUUCUCCCAUUGCGAGAAGAAGGUCGGAAAUAUGACAGCAGAGUUCGACGAGGAACCGCUACUGCGUAGCUUUAUGAGCUCACUAGCCAACGGUUACGAACUUUUGUACUCACGACGCGCCGUUUCCCUAGUGACUAAAGGUAAAAGCCUUUUCGGGGCCAGGAAGUCAAACAAAGGUGAAACAGAAGUACAGCUAUGGCGAAAAGGGGCGUCCAUCCAGAUGUCGUCACGGUGGGAUGAACAUGUCACCGACAAGUGGCUGACUGUCUCCGUAAUGCCGGGUGCUCUACAGGCAACCAAGGAUAGUACGCGAGUGGAAUUUUCAACGCUGCAAUACUCUAGGGGAUCUUUCCUUAACAUGGCAGGCAUCCUUUCCGUAGCCCCGAAAGACCCUAAUAUGGCUCGACGGGGUGGGCAAAUCGCGAUAAACUUUGUUACUGCUAAAGACCGACAUGAUUUUGUUUCCGCUUUAGAAUGCGACUCUGUGCCUCCCGCCUAUGGUGUUUAA